Pipistrellus nathusii (Nathusius's pipistrelle) is the source of this 3339-nucleotide messenger RNA. The record is from the annotation of a GenBank genome assembly. NCBI's taxonomy places the organism in Eukaryota, Metazoa, Chordata, Mammalia, Chiroptera, Vespertilionidae.
AUGCCUUCUGUGGCUUCAGAUCCUAAAGAACUCUACCUCAGUUCUUCACUAAAAGACCUCAAUAAGAAGACAGAAGUUAAACCAGAGAAAAUAAGCACUAAGAAUUAUGUACAGAGUGCCCAGAAGCUCUUCAAGACAGCAGAAGAAAGCAGGUUAGAUCGUGAUGAGGAAAAGGCCUACGUACUGUACAUGAAAUUUGUGACUGUUUAUAAUCUUAUCAAAAACAGGCCUGAUUUCAAGCAACAGCAGGACUAUGUUCAUUCAAUGCUUGGACUUGGAAACAUCAAAAAAGCUAUUGAAGAAGCUGAAAGACUCUCUGAAAGCCUUAAACUCAGAUACGAAGAAGCCGAAGUUCGGAAAAAACUCGAAGAAAAGGACAGACAGGAGGAAGAGCAACUGCAGAAACAGAGAAGACAGGAAGCAGGAAGAGAGGAUGGUAACACAUCAGCUAAAAACUCUUUGGAAAAUGUAUUGGAUUUCAAAGACAAAACCCAAAAGAUAAAUGGUGGAAAAAAUGAGACCGCAGAAAAAGGAUCAAUCACAGCAAAGGAACUAUACACAAUGAUGAUGGAUGAAAACUUCAGCUUGAUUAUAAUGGAUGCUCGAAAAUUGCAGGAUUAUCAGGAUUCCCAUGUUUUAGAUUCUCUAAGUGUUCCUGAAGAAGCCAUCAAUCCAGGAAUCACUGCUAGAUGGAUUGAAGCAAAACUCCCAGAUGACUCUAAAGACAAAUGGAAGAAGAGGGGGAAUGUGGAUUAUGUGGUACUUCUUGACUGGUUUAGUUCUACAAAAGAUUUACAACUUGGAACAACUCUACGGAGUCUGAAAGAUGCACUUUUCAAGUGGGAAACUAAAACUAUCCUGCGCAAUGAGCCUUUGGUUUUAGAAGGAGGCUAUGAAAACUGGCUUCUUUGUUAUCCUCAGUACACAACAAAUGCUAAAGUCACUCCACCCCCACGAGGCAAGAAUGAAGAGGUGUCUAUCUCAUUGGAUUUUACUUAUCCCUCACUGGAAGAACCAGUUCCUUCUAAACCUACUGCACAGAUGCCAUCUCUUCCUCUGGGUGAAAAUAUAGAAUUCAUAAAUGUUCAAGAUGAGAGAAUGAGACAAUUGACUUUAUCAACUUCAGUUGAACCAAUUAUUACUUCUACGUCUGAUGUUUCACCCAUAAUUCAGCCAGUGCCUAUUGUAAAGAAUUUUCCACAGAUUGAUCGUACUAAAAAACCAGCAGUCAGAUUGCCUGAAGAUUAUAGAAUAAAAUAUGAAAGUACAGAUCAUGAGCAACAGUUUCCUCAAAAUGGAAAAGUUGUUCCUGAUCGUUCCACAAAGCCAGUACUUCCCCCUCCAACUGCCAUGUUAACAGAUGAAGAAAAAGCUCGUAUUCAUGCAGAAACGGCUCUCUUAAUGGAAAAAAACAAACAAGAGAAAGAACUUCGGAGAAGACAGCAAGAGGAACAGAAAGAGAAACUGAAAAGAGAAGAACAGGAACAAAAAGCCAGAAAGAAACAAGAAGCUGAAGAAAAUGAAUUCAUAGAGAAGCAACAAAAGGCAAAAGAAGAACUGGAGAAGAGAGAGAGUGAACAGGCCAAGAAAGAAGAUAAAGAAACCUCAGCAAAGAGGGGCAGAGAAAUAACAGGAGUAAAAAGACAAAGUAAAAGUGAACAUGAAACUACCGAUGCCAAGAAAUCUGUGGAAGAUAGGGGGGAAAUGUGUCCCACUCCCGAGGUACAGAAAAAGUCAGUGGGAGAUGUGCCCCAUUCCUCUGUGGCAGGAGAUGCAAGUUCAGGCAAGCCUGUUAAGAUUAAAGGACAGCCAGAAAGUGGAAUUCUAAAGACUGGAACUUUUAGAGAGAAUACAGAAGACACUGAAAGAAAUAAAGCCCGGGAGCCUUUGACAAGAGCACGAAGUGAAGAAAUGGGGAGAAUCGUACCAGGACUGCCUUUAGGCUGGGUCAAGUUUCUUGACCCAAUCACUGGAACUUUUCGUUAUUAUCAUUCACCCACCAACUCAGUUCAUAUGUAUCCACCGGAAAUGGCUCCUUCAUCUGCACUUCCUUCCACCCCUCCAACUCAUAAAGCCAAGCCACAGAUCCCUGCUGAGCGGGACAGGGAACCGUCCAAGCUGAAGCGCUCCUACUCUUCCCCAGAUAUAACCCAGGCCAUCCAAGAGGAAGAGAAGAGGAAGCCAACAGUCACUCCAGCAGUCAAUCGGGAAAACAAGCCAGCAUGCUAUCCUAAAACGGAGAUCACAAGGCUUUCUGCUUCUCAGAUUCGGAACCUCAAUCCUGUGUUUGGAGGAUCUGGACCGGCUCUCACUGGACUUCGUAAUUUAGGAAAUACUUGUUAUAUGAACUCAAUACUGCAGUGCCUAUGUAAUGCUACACAUUUGGCUGAUUAUUUCAACCGAAACUGUUAUCAGGAUGAUAUUAACAGGUCAAAUUUGUUGGGUCAUAAAGGUGAAGUGGCAGAAGAAUUUGGCAUAAUCAUGAAAGCACUAUGGACAGGACAGUACAGGUAUAUCAGUCCAAAAGACUUUAAAAUCACCAUCGGAAAGAUCAAUGAUCAGUUUGCAGGAUACAGCCAGCAAGAUUCACAAGAACUGCUUCUGUUCCUAAUGGACGGUCUCCAUGAAGAUCUAAAUAAAGCUGAUAAUCGGAAGCGACAUAAAGAAGAGAAUAAUGAUCAUCUUGAUGACUUUAAAGCAGCAGAACAUGCUUGGCAGAAACACAAGCAGCUCAAUGAAUCCAUUAUUGUAGCACUUUUCCAGGGUCAGUUCAAAUCCACAGUACAGUGCCUCACCUGUCACAGAAAGUCUAGGACGUUUGAGGCCUUCAUGUACUUGUCUCUGCCCCUAGCAUCCACUAGUAAAUGUACCUUACAGGAUUGCCUUAGGUUAUUUUCCAAAGAAGAAAAACUCACAGAUAAUAACAGGUUUUACUGCAGUCAUUGCAGAGCUCGAAGGGAUUCUCUAAAAAAGAUAGAAAUCUGGAAGUUACCACCUGUGCUUUUAGUGCAUCUGAAACGUUUUUCCUAUGAUGGCAGGUGGAAGCAAAAAUUACAGACAUCUGUGGACUUUCCGUUAGAAAAUCUUGACUUGUCACAAUAUGUUAUUGGUCCAAAGAACAAUUUGAAGAAAUAUAACUUGUUUUCUGUUUCAAAUCACUACGGUGGGUUGGAUGGAGGCCACUACACUGCCUAUUGCAAAAAUGCAGCAAGACAGCGGUGGUUUAAAUUUGAUGAUCAUGAAGUUUCUGAUAUCUCCGUUUCGUCUGUGAAAUCUUCAGCAGCUUAUAUUCUCUUUUAUACUUCCUUGGGACCACGAGCAACCGAUAUAGCCACUUAA